This is a messenger RNA of Clunio marinus, 5200 nucleotides long. NCBI's taxonomy places the organism in Eukaryota, Metazoa, Arthropoda, Insecta, Diptera, Chironomidae. The record is from the annotation of a GenBank genome assembly.
GAUUGAAUAACGUGUUGAAAAGAAUAUUUCUGAGUCUAUUAACUUUACAAUUGAUAGCAAAACUGCUUGAUUUAAGCAGAUUAGUUAUAUAAUGUGAACCAACCGAAGGAAAGAAGGAAAAACUUUUUUAUGCCCAGUCUUAAGAACCAACAAUGAAACAUGCAAAAUGAUUAUUUCUGUGAGAAAAGCUUGUCUGAAAAUCAUUAUGAGGGGUUCUCGUGGGUGAAAAUUUUACUUUUAAGUGCACUAGAAGAAGGCCGACUAAAUUUUCCGCUUAUAAAGCUUUCACUCAUCGAAACAAACUUGAACAACUAAAUUAAAUUUUGUCGAGGACACAUCUGAAAAUUAAAAAUCUCACGAAAAUCUUCAACUUAUAAAAAGGAUUAUUAAAGAUUUUCAAGGAAUGAUUUGGAUGGAAAGAAACAACAUGAAUUAUUCAUACGGAUCACGAGGAAUGAGAAUGCUGACAAUUGUCUUAAUGUACCUGUUCUACGCAAGUCAAGUCAUUGAAUGUCAAAGACCGAGUUCUGGACAACGAAUGGAUGUUUACAUAGCCGGAUUCUUUCCUUAUGGUGACCGUGUUGAGAAUUCCGAUAUUGGCCGUGGCGUUAUGCCAAGCGUUAAAUUAGCAUUGGAUCAUGUGAAUGAACAUUCAACAAUUCUACGAAACUACCGUUUACAUAUGUGGUGGAAUGAUACGGAAUGUAAUGCGGCUGUUGGGGUGAAAUCAUUUUUUGAUAUGAUGCACAGUGGACCUCAUAAAUUGAUGUUGUUUGGCGCCGCAUGUACUCAUGUUACAGAUCCUAUUGCGAAAGCAUCCAAGCAUUGGCAUUUGACUCAACUUUCAUACGCUGAUAUGCAUCCGAUGUUUACAAAAGAUGGCUUUCCGAAUUUCUUCCGUGUUGUUCCAAGUGAAAACGCAUUCAAUGCACCUCGGUUAGCAUUGCUGAGAGAAUUCAAUUGGACACGUGUCGGAACUGUGUACCAAAAUGAGCCACGUUAUGCACUUCCACACAAUAAUAUGGUCGCUGAACUCGAUUCAAUGGGACUUGAUGUCGUUGAAACACAAAGCUUUGCGACAGAUGUUAAAGAGUCGCUUGAGAAACUCCUUAAAAAAGAUGUGAGAAUUAUUUUAGCAAACUUCAACGAAGUAUGGGCGCGAAAGGUUUUCUGUGAAGCAUUCAGACUUGAAAUGUACGGUCGAGCAUAUCAAUGGCUAAUAAUGGGACCAUCUCGAAAGGAAUGGUGGAAUGUGAGCGACACUGAUUGUACAAUUGAAGAGUUGAAAACAGCUCUUGAGUUCACAAUUACAACAGAUUUAUUACCACUCUCCACGUCUGGAGAUAUCACAGUGUCUGGAACUACAGCAGAUGAAUACUUGAAAGAAUACAACAGACGAAGAGGCAAUGAGUAUUCACGAUUCCAUGGCUACACUUACGAUGGUAUCUGGGCUGUUGCUCUAGCAAUUCAAUACGUUUCUCAGAAGAAGGAUCAAUUUCUACAAAAUUUUCAAUACCGUGCGAAAGAAUGGGAAACAAUUUUCCUUGAAGCAUUAGCAAAUACAAGUUUUGAAGGUGUUACAGGGCCGGUUCGGUUCUAUAACAACGAGCGAAAAGCGAGCUUUUUAUUAAAUCAAUUUCAAAAUGGAAUGGAAGUUAAAGUUGGUGAAUACAGUUCGCUUUUAUCACAUCUUGAUUUAACAAGAGGUGAACCAAUGCGAUGGGUCGGUCGUUCACCGCCAAAAGACAGAACUUUGAGAAUUGUUGAACACGCUCAAGUUAAUUUAACAAUAUAUUUAAUCCUUGCUAGCUGUUCAGUCUUAGGCAUUGUUCUUGCUAUCAGCUUCCUAAUUGUUAACAUAAAAUUUAGAAAUCAACGUUACAUCAAAAUGUCAAGUCCCCAUUUGAAUAAUUUAAUCAUCAUCGGUUGUAUGUUGACCUAUUUGAGUGUCAUUUUCUUGGGCAUGGACAGUGGAUUAAGCAGCGUCACAGCAUUUCCCUACAUAUGUACAGCUCGAGUUUGGCUUUUAAUGGCUGGCUUUACACUCGCAUUUGGAGCGAUGUUUUCGAAAACCUGGCGAGUUCAUUCAAUUUUUACUGACUUGAAAUUGAAUAAGAAAGUUAUAAAAGAUUAUCAACUGUUCAUGGUUGUGGGCAUUUUACUUACUAUCGACAUCGCAAUCAUGACAACAUGGCAGGUUGCCGAUCCAUUUUAUCGCGACACAAAACAGCUGGAACCAUUUGCUCAUCCAUCCCUCGAAGAUGUUAUAAUAGUCCGAGAGAAUGAAUAUUGUCAGUCAGAGCAAAUGAAUAUUUUCGUUGGAGUUAUUUAUGCCUACAAAGGAAUGUUGUUAAUUUUCGGAGCAUUUUUGGCAUGGGAAACUCGCAAUGUCUCAAUUCCGGCUCUGAAUGAUUCUAAGCAUGUCGGGCUUUCGGUUUAUAACGUUGUCAUCAUGUGUGUAAUGGGAGCUGCAAUUGGAUUAGUGUUGUCUGAUCAAAAAGAUGCUGUUUUCAUUUUGAUAUCUAUCUUCAUUAUCUUUUGCACGACCGCAACUUUAAUUCUUGUCUUUGUGCCCAAGAUAAUCGAACUGAAACGCAACCCAAGCGGUGUGAUUGACAAACGUGUUCGUGCAACGCUUCGUCCCAUGUCGAAAGCUGAAAGACGUGACUCAUCUGCAUGUGAACUCGAACAAAAGCUUCGUGAUGUGAAGUCAAAUAAUUGUAGAUUUAGAAAAGCUUUGAUGGAUCGUGAAGCUGAAUUGCAAGCUUUGAUAAGAAAACUAGGACAGGAAGCUUCAAAUUGGUUAGAUGGUGGAAACAGUGAGACUGAACCUAUCUUGAAAGAUCAGGGACGUCUAUCAGUUGGACCCAUUCGAAAGGAUUUUCCAAGUCAAACAGUUACAGAAGUAACAUCAAUCGGAAGUUGUGUGUCAAGUCAUGAAGACUUGGAUUAUGGAACAAAUACGCCAGAUACAAAGAAAAAGCGAGUCAGCAUUCAAAACACACAAGACAAGAAUAAAAUGAGUAAUUCAAUUUCUCAAAGCAAAAUGAACACAGAGCCGAAGGUUGUCUCAACACAAACAACUAUCUCUUCAACUCUCGCAUCAGCGGAAGUUAAACCACAACAAGUACAAGCUCAAACGCCUGAUCAUAAAAUGUAUGUCACUGAAAUAAGAAAGGAAUUAUCGGAAGCGUCAACAGCAACUCCCAAUUGGUCCCCCGGGCACAAUGGACAUCUCAUGGAUCACAAUGAUUAUCAAAGCUCGGGUAACAUGACAAAAUACAAUACUCAUGUCAAUUCAACAUCAAUGACAAUGUCGAAUAGUGAAUUAAAUAAUAUUUGCCCACACGGAAAAGGAAGCACAAAAAAUUUGAGUAUGGCUGAACAACAAAGACGUGUCAGUAUGGGAGCGGCGAUGAAGAGUAAUUUUGUUGUAUCGCAAAGUGAUUUAUGGGACACUCAAACAUUGUCACAUGCAAAGCAACAUUCUCGUCAUUCUCCAAGGAAUCAACAGCAACGAUGUCCCGAUCACACAUACGUUAAUGCUCCUUUACAGCAACAACAGCAACAGCAGCAAUCACAGUCGACUCCAUCAUCAUCAUUGGUCACAACACCUCAACAUGAACAUUACCACGAGAAUGGUUCACCAGGUGGCCUAAGCACUGGAAGCGGCAGUGGCAUCAUGCAACGAAGUGUUUCUGAGAAGAAUCGCAAACAUCGACAUAAACAAAAGAUUCAAGUAUGUCAGAGUGAGACUGAUAGUGAGCGUGAACAGCGAAUAGAAGCGCAAUUAUGUGCUCAAAAUAGAAAACUCGUAAAAACUCAUCACUCGCAUCACCAGUCGGUGCCGAAUGUAGCACCGGAAGGUACCCCAACAACCACAAAAUUGCAUAAGCAUCGAUCCAAAAGUCGCGACCAUCAUCAUCAUCGAUCUUCUUCAAAUAUGCAUGGAGCUUGUUCUGAAUCAGAGUUGCUGGAUAGCGACACUGCAAUACUGCCCAUCUUUAGAAAGCUUUUAACUGAAAAAGAUUCCAGAUAUAAAGCAAAUAGAAACGUCGUUGGCGCCAGUUGUCCUAAUAUAUCUAUUAAAUGUGAUAUUGUUGAAUAUUUGUAAACUAAAGGUCAUCAAAUGAAAGACAAGAGCUAAGUUACUCAUCGCAAUUUAAAAGGAAAAUGAAAGAGAAACAAGUUAGGCAGCUUUUGUUCAAUUUAUUUCCAAUUAAGCAUUAGAAUUGUGUAACAUCAUAAAUUGAAGACAACUUUGCUAGAAUUAAAGCAAAUGAACAUUGUAGCGAUCAUGCUUCAUAAUGUAGAGCAUUAGGAGACUUAGAGAAUAAUUUAACGAGAUCUGAAAUAAUAAUUUAAAAAAGAUUUAGAAAGAGCAAUCACUAAAAGUUCUAAAUAAUGAAAAAAUGUUAGAAAUAAAUCAACAAAUAAUCAAACCGUCGAAAAUAUUGCACAAAAAGUUUGGUAAUUUUUUUUUAUGUUUUUUCUACAUAAUUUUUGUUAUUCAUGUAUAGAAGAAAUGAUGAAAUUCUAUCUAUCUAAAGUUAUUAGUCAAUUUCCACCUCCCCCUCUCCUCUCUCCCAUAAAACAUCAAACAAAUUUUUAUUUAGGAAUGAAAACAAAGAACAUUUUAACAUUUACGCUUUUAAUAAAAUUAUCAUUAUUCGAUUAACUACAUAAUGACGACUUGUUAGCCUCGUGAACCACUUGAACUGAAUCAGAAACAAUCUAUUAUGACAAAUCAUUUUAUUUAUUAACUGUCUACAUAGCAAUUAAAGUCUUUUUAUAAUUUCCUUAGAUGUUAAUGUCUUCCGGGAGAAUUAUUUAUAGAAAAUUUCAUUAUCUUAUUUCACUUUAAGAUUAACUUAAAUUUACUUAUCUACAUAUCAUUUUCAAUCUAAUUUAAAUUUUGUUUCUUUUGAUAAUUACGUCAAUUAAACUUCCCACAAGACGUUUAUUCAUAAAAUAAAUUAAAUGAAGAAAUAAAAAAAAGCGAUAAUGAUUGUUGAGGCAUUGUCAUUGAAUUAGCACAAACUAUAGAAUAAUGCGAAUAAAAAAAAUCCUUUUAAGAGUAAAUGUUUUAGGUAAAUGUGUCGAAAAUUUGUAAAUAAAUUGUAAAACAUUUUGUCGAGUCUCAAUUAUUAUUCAAAUAUGACACAUGAAUAAAGUUUUGUCUUUGCUAAUUUGACGGAAG